Linum tenue is the source of this 2447-nucleotide messenger RNA. Lineage: Eukaryota; Viridiplantae; Streptophyta; Magnoliopsida; Malpighiales; Linaceae. The record is from the annotation of a GenBank genome assembly.
GUCUACUUUAACUUCUUUCAUACACAAUCUCAAUAUCUUAAUCUCUUAUCAUCCUAGCUUGAAAACUAAUUGCUCUCUAAUCUGCCAUAGAGUUUGCUUCCAAAUUGUUCUCCAGAUAAAAAACCAAGAAGAAAACUAAAAAAAAACCUGAAAGAAAAAUCAUUUACCAACUUAUAAAUCCGAAUUCUUUUUCCUAAUUAAACUGACAGAGUUUAUGAGGGUUUGUAAAAAACGGAUACCUCGUAAUUAAUAUUUUGAAAAAAAUAUAAUGAACAAAUGCACGAUGAAGGACGAAGAGGCGGAUCUGGGUCAACCGGCUUUGACCGUCGAAACGACAGUACAGAAGGUUGGAAGCGUAAUUUAGCAGCACUGCCAGGCGGCCCCACCUCACUCUUACAGUUACAGAGAUAGCCCGCACUCGCCCUUUUUCUCCUUCGUCUUCCCUCUCGCCCAAGGAGAGAAAUCAAAGGAUUUCGAAAAAAAGAAAAUAACGCUGAAACGGUUCGCCGGAACGCUGCCGGAGGAACCAGAAAGAGGAAGGAAUCGAAGAUUCCGUGAUUUCAGUCUGUUAGGAGAAUGAGGACGAGAAGAGGCGUUUGUUACCCGAGGAUGGACUUUUGUGGGGUGGACAAGAGAGCUGUGAAAAGAGCGAAACGCGAUUUCGCAGCCUCCACCGCCUCCGCCGAGAGUCUUGCCGGAAAGAGGCAGAGACUAUCGCCGGAGACGGAAUACGGAAACGACGGCGGCGAUAUGUUCGACGGUUUGCCCGACGAUCUUGUUCUCUCAAUCCUCGCCAAGCUUAGCUCAUCCGCUUCAUCGCCGUCGGAUUUCAUCAACGUCUUGAUAACAUGCAAGAGAUUUAACGGUUUAGCCCUUAAUCCGCAAGUUCUGGCGAAGGCUUCUCAGAAGACCUUCGCCAUUAAGGCGAAGAACUGGUCGGAAUCCGGUCACCGGUUUUUGAAGCUCUGCGCUGACGCCGGGAAUGUUGAAGCUUGUUAUACUCUGGGCAUGAUUCGGUUCUACUGUCUGCAAAAUCGCGGCAGCGGCGCGUCGCUGAUGGCCAAGGCGGCAAUCAGUUCUCACGCGCCGUCACUGUACUCUCUCGCAGUCAUCCAGUUCAACGGCAGCGGCGGUUCAAAGAGCGACAAGGACCUGCGAGCCGGAGUAGCUCUGUGCGCACGCGCCGCCUUCCUCGGCCACAUCGACGCCUUGCGCGAGCUCGGCCACUGCCUGCAAGAUGGCUACGGCGUCCGCCAGAACAUCGCCGAAGGACGGCGGUUCUUGGUACAGGCCAACGCGAGGGAGCUCGCGGCGGAGCUUUCCAACCCGAACAAUGGGCUCGCCACGCGCGCAUGGCUCACGUGGAACCCCCACGCGCAUCCCAACAACCACCACCGCGGAAGCGCAACCGCUGCCGUUGCCGCUGGCGGCGGUCCAGGGUGUCCGCUGCUGAGCGACUUCGGAUGUAACGUCCCGGCGCCGGAGGUUCACCCGGCCAGCAUGUUCAUGGCGGAGUGGUUCGCUGCAAAAGGCGGGGCGCCCGGUUCGGGGCUCCGGCUUUGUUCUCACUUCGGAUGCGGGCGGCCGGAGACACGUAAGCACGAGUUCCGGCGGUGCUCGGUCUGCGGGACGGUGAAUUAUUGCUCCAGAGCUUGCCAGGCUUUGGAUUGGAAGCUGAGGCAUAAGGCGGAGUGCGCCCCGGUGGAGCGGUGGGUGGAGGAGGACGGCGAAGGGAUGGACGUCGACGGCGGCGGCGGCGGCGGAGAUGGUAACGGUGACGGAAUGGGGGAUAGUUAGCCGGCUAGGAGUGUUAAAAAACGGGAUGGAGAGGCUAACGGAAGGUGACGGCAGGUGAAGUUUUUCUUUCUUUUUUGUGGCCUUGUCGGGGACGGUAGUAAGUAAACGGCGGGGAAGAAGGAGAUAAAGUAGAUGAUGAGGCCAUUCCUUAGUUGGAAAAUAUUAAGGAAAGUUUUUUAAAAAAAAAAGGAAAAAGAGAGAAAGGUUAGAAAGACAAAAAAGUCCUUUGUAAUUGUCGUAGAAGGGCAAAGUUGUUUGUUCCUCUUCGUUUGUAUAGAGGGGUAUAUCGGAGAAAACGAGAGGAAUUCUUUUUUCCAGUUUUCUCUCUUGCGGUAAUUUCUUCCCUUCCAAUUUCUACAAUUCUACUCCCCUUCCGUUUCUUUUUUUACCUCUCCACGGAGUACAAUAGAGUCAACACUCCCGCCCUAGGUCUGUGACCUCUUCAGAUUAGGAGUAAAAAAAUUGAACACUCGAAAACCAAUCUAUGGAAACCCGAAAAUAAACAUUUUCUAAUAUUCACAUUUUCAUUUGAUUUCCUCUCACAUAGUGGUAAUGUUAAUGAUAGAAGAAGAUUGGACCCGACUACAAACCCUAACGAUUCAGGCGAUCAUCGGUUCAAAUGCUUUGAUUUUGAGUUGCGUUCAUAGUAU